CUAAUGGUCGCCUAAAAGCAUCUGUUUUCUGAAGCGUUUUCAUUAAGGAAGAUUUUGUAAGGCAAACGAAAAUAACGUUACGCCUUUGAAAUGGGCACAAAACGUCGCAAUAUCGAAGACGAGCUCUCUCGAUUUGAGGCGGAGAUCUCCAAGCCGCCAUCGCGAAACCUUUUUGUGCCGAAUCAAGUGCGUCCGAUCAUUGCGGCAAAUACGUAUACCAAUGUGCAACAGAAGUUGCAGCAGCAUCAGCCACGGAUGACGGUGCCACCGCCACCGAUACCACCACAGCCCACAUUUAUGUCCACAUUUGUGCCGACUGGCAGCAACCCAUCCACGGCGAAAUCGAUGUCGGCGACGCCAGUAGUGCUGAGCAGUGCCCCAAAGCUGUAUCAGUGCCGUACAUCGGUUCAUGUGCCCACCGUGGCAACGGCGCCGGCAAUCGAUAUCAACAUCAAUUCCAUACAAUUUGAUGUAACGCAAAAGCUCAAGAAACUCAAAGCGGAAAAAUCAGGACCCAAUCCAAUUGCUGAGGAGGCAAUCAAAGCGGCCCGUGCCUCAUCGGCACUGCAAUCAUUUCAAACAACGGAGCGCAAGAAAAAGGACCGGAAGACGGUGAGAAUUGCGGGCGGCACUGUUUGGGAGGAUGCAUCGCUGGCGGACUGGCCGGAUGAUGAUUUUCGCAUCUUUUGCGGUGAUCUUGGCAACGAUGUCAACGAUGAGGUGCUCACGCGCACCUUCAACAAGUUCCCCUCGUUUCAACGGGCACGUGUCAUACGCGACAAGCGCACCGGCAAAAGCAAAGGAUUCGGUUUUGUUAGCUUUCGCGAACCGGCCGACUUCAUACGUGCCAUGAAGGAAAUGGAUGGACGUUAUGUGGGCAGUCGGCCGAUCAAGCUGCGUAAGAGCACCUGGCGGCAGCGCAGCCUCGAUGUAGUAAAAAAAAAGGAGCGCGAGAAGCAGGUGCUGCUGCAGGCCUUCAACUCGAUGAGUUGAAGAUAAAGCUAAAAAAAAAAACGUGACUCGAGAGUUUUAGGCUAGUUUUGAUCGUAUUUCGAUGUAGCAAAUUUUGUGUUUAGAAUGCGGGAAUGAAUAAGCAUCUAUAUUAAAACGAUACGUUCAAAUUCACAUUUUAGCAAAAGGAAAAACUCUGAUUAUAUUUAUUUACGACUACUAUAAAACAACUUACAACUUAAAUUAGUCGCUCGAUAAUUGCAAGCUCAAAUUCAACCUUCUGCCCAGAGAUUAUAAUAGUGAUUUUCGUUUUUCUUUUUAUUUUAAAAGCAUUUUAAUUUAAUUUUAAAAGUAUUGAAUUGUGUUUUCUUUUUAAGAAAAUGAAGGCAUUCAUAAACUAUAA
Molecule: messenger RNA, 1354 nt
Organism: Drosophila grimshawi
Lineage: Eukaryota; Metazoa; Arthropoda; Insecta; Diptera; Drosophilidae
Product: RNA-binding protein 42
Exons: 1
Coding region: 91-993 (300 amino acids)
Molecular function (GO): mRNA binding
Source: RefSeq, a predicted model, not a curated record